Hevea brasiliensis (rubber tree) is the source of this 2729-nucleotide messenger RNA. RefSeq names its product general transcription and DNA repair factor IIH helicase subunit XPB1. Gene Ontology annotation, cellular component: transcription factor TFIIH holo complex; nucleotide-excision repair factor 3 complex; transcription preinitiation complex. The record is from RefSeq and is a predicted model, not a curated record. The transcript is spliced from 20 exons. Lineage: Eukaryota; Viridiplantae; Streptophyta; Magnoliopsida; Malpighiales; Euphorbiaceae. Gene Ontology annotation, biological process: transcription initiation at RNA polymerase II promoter; nucleotide-excision repair. The coding region runs from base 160 to 2472 and encodes 770 amino acids. Gene Ontology annotation, molecular function: 3'-5' DNA helicase activity; ATP binding; DNA binding.
CUCUCUCUCUCUCUCACCGUCUGAUCUGAGAGGCGGUCUCUUCUCUUCUAUAUAUUUUGAUUGAGGACCCUUCUCUUGGUAGCAACGAUACUGAGCGGAAACAGAAGAAAGAAGAUAAUUUUAUCUGAUCAAAAGUAAAAAAGAAGGACAAAGCAAAACAUGGGACAUGGUGAAAAGGGUCGACCCAACAAGAAGCUCAAAUCCUCUAAGGAUGAGCACAGGAGCACAACUAUGGAAGACGAUGACUUUUAUUUCGGUGAAGAAACAGAAGAUGAUUAUCGCGAUGACGGCGAUAAGGAAGGGAAGAAGAGGGAUUUUAGCAAAUUAGAACUGAAACUAGACCACGCCAAUCGGCCGCUAUGGGCCUGCGCCGAUGGUCGCAUUUUCCUCGAGACUUUCUCCCCUUUGUACAAACAAGCCUACGAUUUCCUCAUCGCCAUUGCCGAGCCCGUUUGCAGGCCUGAGUCAAUGCACGAAUACAAUUUGACUCCACAUUCAUUAUAUGCUGCUGUGUCAGUGGGUCUUGAAACUGAAACCAUAAUAGCUGUUUUGAACAAGUUGUCCAAAACAAAGCUGCCCAAAGAGAUGAUUGAUUUUAUUCAUGGUUCUACUGCCAAUUACGGCAAAGUGAAGCUUGUGCUUAAGAAGAAUCGGUACUUUGUUGAAUCACCAUUUCCAGAGGUACUGAAAAGGUUGUUGAAAGAUGAAGUUAUAUCUCGUGCAAGAAUGACCUCUGAGGUGCAUGGAAAUGAUGGUUUUACAAUAAGUAAAACUGCUGGAGAAAUUGCAACUGGUCAUGAUGGGUUGCUAAAUGAAGCAGAAUUGGCAGCUGCAGCAGAAGAAAAAGAAACUCACUCAUUUGAGAUUGAUCCUUCUCAGGUUGAAAAUGUAAAACAGCGGUGCUUGCCAAAUGCUUUAAAUUAUCCAAUGUUGGAGGAGUAUGACUUUAGAAAUGAUACUGUCAAUCCUGAUCUUGACAUGGAACUGAAGCCUCAUGCACAACCACGACCAUAUCAAGAAAAGAGCCUUAGUAAAAUGUUUGGAAAUGGUAGAGCAAGAUCUGGCAUCAUUGUACUACCAUGUGGUGCUGGAAAGUCCUUAGUUGGUGUUUCUGCAGCAUGUCGAAUAAAGAAAAGUUGCCUUUGUUUAGCAACAAAUGCUGUAUCUGUGGAUCAGUGGGCCUUUCAGUUCCAGCUCUGGUCUACCAUCCGAGAUGAACAAAUUUGUCGAUUCACAUCUGAUAGCAAAGAAAGAUUUCAAGGCAAUGCUGGGGUUGUUGUGACAACAUAUAACAUGGUUGCUUUUGGUGGUAAACGAUCUGAAGAAUCUGAAAAAAUUAUUGAAGAAAUAAGAAAUAGAGAAUGGGGACUGCUUCUUAUGGAUGAGGUCCAUGUGGUUCCUGCUCACAUGUUUCGUAAAGUUAUUAGCCUCACUAAAUCUCACUGCAAACUUGGGCUUACUGCCACACUUGUCAGAGAGGAUGAAAGAAUUACAGAUUUGAACUUUCUAAUUGGUCCCAAAUUGUAUGAAGCAAACUGGUUGGAUCUAGUGAAAGGAGGAUUUAUAGCAAAUGUCCAGUGUGCUGAAGUAUGGUGUCCAAUGACCAAGGAGUUUUUUGCUGAAUAUCUGAAGAAAGAAAACUCCAAGAAGAAGCAGGCACUAUAUGUGAUGAACCCCAAUAAGUUCAGGGCAUGUGAGUUUCUGAUACGUUUCCAUGAACAACAGCGAGGUGACAAGAUAAUUGUGUUUGCUGACAAUCUCUUUGCACUUACUGAGUAUGCAAUGAAACUUCGCAAACCUAUGAUUUAUGGUGCUACCAGCCAUGCUGAGAGGACAAAAAUUCUUCAGGCUUUCAAAACUAGCAAGGAAGUAAAUACAAUUUUUCUGUCAAAGGUGGGUGAUAAUUCAAUAGAUAUUCCUGAGGCAAAUGUGAUAAUUCAGAUUUCGUCACAUGCUGGUUCUAGACGACAAGAAGCCCAACGAUUAGGGCGUAUUCUUAGGGCAAAGGGUAAACAUCAAGAUAGGAUGGCAGGUGGCAAAGAAGAGUACAAUGCGUUUUUCUAUUCCCUUGUUUCUACUGAUACACAGGAAAUGUACUACUCCACCAAAAGGCAGCAGUUCUUGAUUGAUCAGGGUUACAGCUUUAAGGUGAUAACAAGUUUGCCUCCACCUGAUUCUGGUGCUGAUUUGAGUUACUACCAUCUUGAUGAGCAAUUGGCACUCCUAGCGAAGGUUUUGAAUGCUGGAGAUGAUGCUGUGGGCUUAGAGCAGCUAGAAGAAGAUGCAGAUGACAUAGCACUUCAUAAAGCUCGUCGCUCCAUGGGUUCAAUGAGUGCAAUGUCAGGUGCAAAGGGAAUGGUUUAUAUGGAAUACAGUACUGGACGGAACAAACUCGGCGGGCAGGGCCAAGUUAAGAGUAAACCCAAGGAUCCAUCCAAGCGGCAUUAUCUGUUCAAAAGACGCUAUGGCUAAGAUGACAAAUGAACACCAUAAUGGCUGUUCUUGUGUUCUUUUUACAUACCAAGAGAUGAGUGUGAAGGACCAAAGGUGCUCUCAAACUAGGAUUUUCUUACGGUUUGGUAUGUAUUAAAAAAUUAUGUGUGCUGAUGCUAUACUUGCAAGAUUCCAUACAGAAGUAUAAUGCUUGCAAUUACUUCUUUGCACAUUCUACUUGAGUGUGCCAUAUUGAAAGUACAUGAUAUGAAGUCUUUCUUUACAAUUCGACAAAA